AUGCGGAAAUAAAAUCUUGGAACGAUUACAAAACUAGAUCAUACGAUAUUUUGUUUGUGAAGUGGCGCGUUUUCAUUGAGUCGUGCUGGAGGUGUGGCCAACGGCGUCGCGUAGCGCGCUGUUUGCAAACAUGUUUUGAUAAUCGUAUAAAACUAGUUGUUUAUUUACGAAUUUCUCAGUACUAACUCAAUAUUCAAAGGAGAAGGUACUCACUGUUUUUAAAUCAACCAUUUUAAAAGACAUUCAAUUUUAGGAGGACUUCCUUUAUUAAAAAGUGACGUGAUAAAACAAAGUGAAGUGAACUGAACGAGAGUGAAGUGAAUGUAAAAAGUUUGUUUUGGUUCGCUCGGCUGCGAUUGGCAGAACUGUUAUCGUCCGAUUUUACGUCAUUCGUAUCUGUCAUUGAUUUAUUUAUAUUUUUCGCCAAGGCUUUACGCAAAUAUUAUAUUUGCUACAGCUGUGAAUCGACACUGCUUCUGUGAUAACGUGAUAUCCAAUCGUCGAGAGAAUUCUUUGUAUGUGUAUUGUGACAUUACGAUAAACCAAGUGUGAAGUGACGGUCGCGAGCGUACGUUAUUCAAUUCGCCUAAGAAUUUACUCCGUAUCUAUAAUUUAGAUACAAAACUAAGUGAUUCGUGUAUUCAUUAAUAAAAUAUAUUGUGUUUUACGUGCCGUGAGAUCAAAUAAAGCUCUAAACAUGUCUUCGUUAGGCAGUCAGUGGCGGAUAAUUCGGCACUAUCUGUCGAUGACCAACCUGAAUUCAGAAGUUGAAAAACUAGUGCAGAGAAUGAAGCCAGCUUCCCCAGAGCAGUGGGACAAUUUAAUUAGGAAAUUUGAAAAAGCAGUCACAGCUAGAUUAUCAACUACAACCAAAGAAAUAGAACCAGCGCCUGAUAAAAAAUCUGUUACUAAAGAAACAUCUGCCACAAGCACGACAGAUGAGAGACCCUUCAAAAUACCCAACCACGAUGAGAAGUUUCCGCAGGAAGGUCUCUCGGUGGGCUCGGAAGCCAAAGAGAUCACUAUGGAAGGUCUAUGGCAAGGUUUAAAGCUGAAGAAGGAUACUCACUUUGGGAAAAUAUCGGAGAACAGCUGGAAAUCUAAUAAGCCUAUUGUCACAAAGACUUCCAUUCAUUCCCGAACGGCAUACGUCAUAUCGGCGCUUGUGACGGCAGAGACGACAGAAUGCCUGAUGAGGAGGACAGAGCAUUUCAUCGACCAUUUGAAACAAUAUCCUGAGUCUAGGGACUAUGCUAUUAAGGAGGGCGCAGUCCGAGCUCUUUUGAGGGUACAACGAAGACUGAGCGAUGAUCAACCAAUAACUAAAGAGACUGCUGGCAUUGUCAAAGAGGCCCUAGCCCUGAUGGGUUACACCGGCCCCACAAAAGGCCCCGGCCCCAACAUCCUGUCCAUCGACGGUGGCGGCAUCCGGGGCCUCAUCGCCAUCGAAGUGCUCCGGCACCUCGAGAGGCUCACCGGCAGGCGGGUGCAAGACAUGUUCGACUAUAUCAUCGGAGUCAGCACCGGGGCCAUCAUAGCUGCUGUCAUCGGUGGAGGCGUGGGCACGCUUGACACGGCGAAUCAGAUGUACAUGACGCUUUCUAAGGAAAUGUUCGGGAACACCUCGCUCAUUGGAGGUACAUCUAGGUUAGUGUGGACACAUUCCUAUUACGACACAGAUGCGUGGGAGGCUUUACUGAAGAGGAACUUGGGAGAUUGUACUCUCACGGAGUGCAAUAGGAAUGAUACACCUAAAAUGGCGCUAGUGUCGUGCGUCGUAAACGCCGGCUCAAAACUGUCCCCGUUCCUGUUCCGUUCCUACGAGUGUCCGUUCCGGGUGCGCUCCGUGUUCCCGGGCACGGCGCGCGCGCAGCUGUGGCACGCCGUGCGCGCCUCCGCCGCCGCGCCUACAUACUUCAACGAGUUCCGACUGAACAAUCUGUUGCAUCAGGACGGCGGCAUAAUGGUCAACAACCCAACAGGCGUCGGUCUCCACGAAGCCAAGCUCCUGUUCGGAGCGAAAGCUCUCCAAAACGGAACAGUCAUUUCCGUUGGAACCGGCAAGGCUCUCCACAAACACUUGGACUAUCAGAGUCUGAGCAACGGACUACAGAAGGAAGCACCCGGGACCAGUUGGAAGGACAAGUUUAACAAGAUUUUGGACUCUGCUACCGAUACCGAAGGUACCCACCUAGUGUUGAACGACCUCCUACCCCCGGGCAGCUACUACCGCUUCAACCCUCCCCUGAUGGACGAGUGCGCCAUGGACGAGAUCAACCCCGACAAACUGAACAGCCUAGUCACCGACACGCAGGCCUACAUCCGCCGGAACCAGCACAAGUUCCAACAGGCCGCCGCCAUGCUGGUACGGAAACGGACCAUCGCGCAGAAGGUAAUGGACUUUGUCGAUUACCAGAGCCAGAUUAUGGGCGUCGUGGCGAAGUGACGGUUAACUCAUCAUCAUCAGGUCGCUGAUGAAUGAUGAACGAACGAGUGAAUGAUCUAGUAAUCCAAUG
Cydia amplana is the source of this 2516-nucleotide messenger RNA. RefSeq names its product calcium-independent phospholipase A2-gamma-like. The record is from RefSeq and is a predicted model, not a curated record. Gene Ontology annotation, biological process: arachidonate metabolic process. Gene Ontology annotation, cellular component: membrane. Bases 698 to 2446 code for a protein of 582 amino acids. NCBI's taxonomy places the organism in Eukaryota, Metazoa, Arthropoda, Insecta, Lepidoptera, Tortricidae. The transcript has 11 exons.